Phyllostomus discolor (pale spear-nosed bat) is the source of this 2253-nucleotide messenger RNA. RefSeq names its product agmatinase (gene AGMAT). The transcript is spliced from 7 exons. The record is from RefSeq and is a predicted model, not a curated record. NCBI's taxonomy places the organism in Eukaryota, Metazoa, Chordata, Mammalia, Chiroptera, Phyllostomidae. Gene Ontology annotation, molecular function: metal ion binding; agmatinase activity. Bases 44 to 1108 code for a protein of 354 amino acids.
CUGGCGGCUGUGGGGGACGAGUCAGGUCAGGCGGGUGGGCAGCAUGCUGCGGCUGCUGGCCUCCCGCUGCGCCCGGAGCCGGAGCCGGGGAGCCGGCGGGGCCGCGCAACCUGCCACGGGGCUCUGUGACCGCGGCCGCAACGCCAGCCGCCAGGCCUCCAACACCCCCGGGAACCUGCCCCCCAGCUCCGAAUCCGUGGCGCGGUCGGUGGGCGUCUGUUCCAUGAUGCGCCUGCCGGUGCAGAAGUCCCCUGAGGGGCUGGAUGCUGCCUUCGUCGGGGUGCCCCUGGACAUUGGGACCUCCAACCGGCCCGGGGCGAGAUUUGGACCCCGACGGAUCCGGGAAGAGUCGGUGAUGCUUCGGACAGUCAACCCCAGCACAGGGGCCCUCCCCUUCCAGUCCCUAACGGUUGCAGACCUAGGCGAUGUGAACGUCAACCUUUACAACCUUCAGGACAGCUGCCGCCUAAUUCAAGAGGCCUAUCAGAAAAUCGUAGCUGCUGGCUGUGUUCCUCUGACCUUAGGUGGGGACCACACAAUCACGUACCCUAUACUGCAAGCCAUGGCCAAAAAGCAUGGCCCGGUGGGGCUGCUGCACGUGGACGCUCACAUGGACACGGCUGACAAGGCCCUGGGAGAGAAGAUCUAUCACGGGUCGACCUUCCGUCGGUGCGUGGACGAGGGACUUCUGGACUGUAAGCGUGUGGUGCAGAUUGGCAUCAGGGGCUCCUCCAUGACCUUGGAUCCCUGCAGAUACAGCCGGAGCCAGGGGUUCCGGGUGGUGCUGGCCGAAGACUGCUGGAUGAAGUCGCUGGUCCCGCUGAUGGCCGAAGUGAGGCAGCAGAUGGGAGGCAAACCCAUUUAUAUCAGCUUCGAUAUCGACGGCUUGGAUCCCGCCUAUGCCCCGGGGACGGGGACACCUGAAAUCGCCGGCCUCACCCCGAGUCAGGCUCUGGAGGUCAUCCGGGGCUGCCAAGGCCUGAACGUGGUGGGCUGUGACCUCGUGGAAGUUUCUCCUCCCUACGAUCCUUUUGGGACCACGGCCCUCCUGGCUGCUAACCUGCUGUUUGAGAUGCUGUGUGUUCUCCCCAAAGUGACAGUCGUCUGAAGCGCGUGCGUGCUCUUCAGGACAACAUAACAGGAUGCAUGAGCCGCAGAUUCUCAAGAACGUGUGAGCAAGCAGUCAGUACUAAGGCGUUUAUGCCGAUGAAACUUUCUGCUAACGCUGUCAUCGGUGGCUGUAAAACCAGGGCAUGCAGAACUCUACUCCGACAGCCGAUAUUUCUGAGGAGUUCGAGUUCACUUAAAAAAAGAGGCACUUGGGCUGUGCUGAUUUUAUGUCUUUAAUGCAAGACGGUGGAGGACAGAGGGGGACAGGAUGGAGAACUGAGUUCAAAGUUACCUUAAAACUGGAGGAAUGAAAUAAAGACUGUGAGACAAUACUGUAUAAUCCUUCCAUAUUUCUACAGUACCUUCCUUUUAAAUACAGCUCCUCCCCCGAGGAGCUGGGGGCUGCAGCUUGGUUUUAGAACCACCGUGAGCACAAACACACAGCUGGAAAGACACUAACACGUGGACCCUAAUAAACUUCCCACUCAAGUACCCCCCUGGGGGGGGUGGUACACGAGAUGUCUUUUAACCAGACGACACCAGCUGUCCUCCCAAGAGCCCUUCGUGACACCUCCUUAAGCCUGGUUUGCAUCAUCUGCCCUUCUAGCUGAUACAUCCUGACAGUAGUUCCCGAAAUCUGCAGCUAGGGACAAGCUGAUCUCGAGCGUGUGCUGAGGUACAUGCAAAUUCAGCUCUGCUGAUUAAUGUGUCCGCGCCCCAACCAUCACCUCGUAAUGCAGGAGCUGCCCGUAAUCAUCACACGUUAAAAUAGUUUAUUUCUGUUUCCGGUCGGCAAUAUUCUUAAAACAAAAAUAACAUCAGCUUUAGUGCCUGUUCACAAUACAAAACAAAGACAACAUAAAAAAGACACCGUUUGCCAAAUAAGUUAUUUGUUCCUAAGAGUAUCAAAAGUGCAAAAUAUUCCCCUUCUUUUCGGAUCUGUCUCGAGAGGAUAAUUAUUCUCCUUGACAAACUGAACAGAGAGAGUCGGCAGCUGCCACCCUGUGCGCUUUCAAGGGACAAUGGCAGGUAUCUGGACGUGAGCAACAUUUCAUUUGAUAAAAUGUUCUGUAUGAUCUUUUAAAGAAUUUUCCUUAAAAAAAAAGUUCGAGUGUUUGCUUCUAAUCCCAUUUCCCAAACAAA